This is a messenger RNA of Dibothriocephalus latus, 330 nucleotides long. Lineage: Eukaryota; Metazoa; Platyhelminthes; Cestoda; Diphyllobothriidea; Diphyllobothriidae. The record is from the annotation of a GenBank genome assembly.
AUGACUGACUGCAAGAGGGCAAAACGUACGGGUGCCGGGCACUUCAUCGAGACCUUGUUCAUCAGUGCCUUCAUACUUGUCAUCCUCUGCUGUUGCUGCAGAUCAGUGAAACGAGGUGACCCCGGACCAAAAGGUGACCGUGGUGAACGAGGAGGUCCGGGAGAACAAGGUAAACAGGGCGUUCAGGGACCCCCAGGAAGUGACGGAGCUCGUGGAGCAAAGGGCAAACCUGGCGAUGCCGGUCCCAAGGGACCAAAGGGUCGUCCCGGCCCUACAGAAGAGGAAAAAGAAGAAGAGACUAUUCCUGGGACCAAGGUGUAUUUUGGCUGA